This is a messenger RNA of Anthostomella pinea, 2118 nucleotides long. The record is from the annotation of a GenBank genome assembly. Lineage: Eukaryota; Fungi; Ascomycota; Sordariomycetes; Xylariales; Xylariaceae.
AUGUGGCUGUACUCUCCAACACUGCUGGUGGGCGCUCUAGUCCUGGAUCGCUGCCAGGCCUGCUUACACGAGCACGACUUCACGAGGUCUCUUGUCAAGAGACAGAACACCCCCCUAUCGCCAUUGACGCCAGACGAGCAAGUUUUGGUUGAUGCUGUUUCAAACACGACAAUCGACCAAUGGUCGUACUACUACACUCAUGGAUAUCACCUCGCUGGGACGAAUUUGAGCAUGGCUCAGUGGACUGCCGACAGAUGGGGUGAGAACGGCUUCGACUCCAGCGUGGUCUCAUACUACGUCUUCCUGAACUACCCGGUCAACAAGUCUCUGAGCCUCACAUAUGCCAAUGGGAGUGUGUUCCAACCUUCCCUCGAGGAGGCAGUGUUGGACGUGGAUGAGACGACUAGCUACCCAAACCGCGUACCGACUUUUCACGGCUACUCAGCGAGCGGGAGUGCCGAGGCAGAGUACGUCUAUGUCGGCCGAGGCCAGCAGGUGGAUUUCGACCGAUUAAAAGAGCUUGGAGUUCCCCUCGAAGGCAAGAUCGCUCUUGCGCGGUAUGGAGGGCCCUUCAGGGGCUUGAAAGUCAAGAACGCCCAGGAGAGCGGCAUGAUCGGUGCAGUUAUUUUUACAGACACGCAAGACGACGGAAAUGUGACCGAAGCAAACGGGUAUGCUGCCUACCCUGAUGGACCAGCACGUAACCCAAGCUCUGUUCAGCGUGGCAGCGUCCAAUUUCUGUCAACGUACCCAGGAGACCCGACGACCCCUGGCUACCCUUCAAAGGAAGACUCGCCUCGGGCAGACAGACAUCAAGUCAUGCCACGGAUCCCGUCUAUCCCCAUCUCCUACGUUGAUGCCAUUCCAAUCCUUGCCGCGCUUGACGGGUACGGGACCGACGGCGAGGCGGUGAAUCGCACCAGAUGGGUUGGCGCAUUGAAUGUAUCAUACAGCACGGGGCCUGCACCUGGCGCCAAGAUCAGUAUGAGCAACCUGAUGGAUGACGUGUAUACGCCUAUAUGGAACUCCAUCGGCAUCAUUAACGGCACGAAUUCAGACGAGACAAUUAUUAUCGGAAACCAUCGAGACGCAUGGAUCGUUGGGGGUGCUGCCGAUCCCAAUAGCGGCAGCUCCAUCAUGGUCGAACUAUCGAAAGCAUUCGGCAAGCUGCUUGCGCAAGGGUGGAAGCCAUCGCGAAACAUCGUCUUGGCCUCCUGGGACGCAGAAGAAUACGGGCUCGUGGGCUCGACAGAGUGGGUAGAAGAGUACAUCCCGUGGCUUACCGAGACAGCCGUUUCGUAUCUCAACAUCGACGUUGGCGCUUCUGGGCCGUUCCCCUAUAUCGACGCUACACCGGAACUGCACACCAUCGCGACAGAUGUAAUGAAGAAGGUCAACUGGAUGGACACGAACCGCAACAUGUACAAUGUCUGGUACGAAUAUGCCGGAGGUUCAAUCGGAGUCCUGGGAAGUGGCAGUGACUAUACCGCCUUCGUCCAUAACGGCGUCGGCGCUAUCGAUAUGAGUUCGAACCCUGGUGACACCGACCCAGUCUAUCACUACCACAGCAAUUUCGAUUCAUACCACUGGAUGACAACCUACGGCGACCCGGGUUUUCUAGCUCACAAGUCGAUGACCCACUACCUCGCACUUUUGGCCUAUAACCUCGCCGGUCCAGAGCGGAUCCAGUUCAACCUCCCAAACUGGGCUAAGCAGAUGGACACAUACUACGACGACCUGAUGUUGACGAUCAACUCCACCUCAGACACCUUGGACACCUCCGCUCUCCGCAGCGCACUAGACGAAUUCGCAUCGAGCACGACACAAGUCCAAGCUCUCGACGACCAAGCAGUGGCCGCCCAAGACGCGGCAUUAACCAGGCUUGUAAACCACAAGUACCGCGACUUCCAGCGCGGUUUCGUCUCCCAAGGAGGCUUGCCCAACAGGGAGUUCUAUAAACAUAUUAUCUUUGCCCCCGGAUUAGACACGGGGUACGCACCCACGACGUUCCCGGGAAUAACGGAGGCGUUUGAAGCUGGCAACCUUACCCUUGCGGCUGAGUAUGUGCGGAAGACGGUAGAUGCGAUCUUGGUGGCGGCGAAUAUCCUCAAGACUUAG